Messenger RNA from Lymnaea stagnalis (great pond snail), 10682 nucleotides. Lineage: Eukaryota; Metazoa; Mollusca; Gastropoda; Lymnaeidae. The record is from the annotation of a GenBank genome assembly.
UGAUAGCAGACGAGAAUAAGAAGCCCCAGUUGAUCUAAAUGAUAAUAGCCGAUAAUUAUAUUUGAUGUUGAGAUUUCAGUUCUUUUAAUAUCAAUUUAUUAUACUAAUUAGAUCUGAAUGAUUAGUUUUAUGCAAUAACUGCAAUGGUAAUUUGUUGGGGGUUUUUUCUGGAAAAGGGUGGGGGCUAUUUUAUUUUUAGAAAUGUUUUUGUUUGGAAAAAUUAGUUAGAGUGCCACAAAUCAGAAUCAGAGAAAAUGUUAUUUUUAUUUACCGGUAUUUAUUUUUUAAACUAGAGGCCAUGACUAUUACUUACUAUUAUACUAUUACCAUUAUUAGUAAUGUUAAUCACUACGUUUUUUGUUGGGGUUUUGUUCUAACCUAGGCGGCUGCUUACUACAACAUGUACACAUAUAAAUAUUAUAAUGAUUACCACCCUCCCCCCCCCCCCCCCCCCCCCCCCCCCCCCCCCGCCCAUAGCCAUAAUCAUUAAAAAAAACUUUGAUUUUGACUAAUUUAUUAUAAUUAGACUAAUAAUGAGUAAUGACAAUGAAAUUUGAAAUUCUAGAAACUACCAUUAAUUAAUUGAUUAAUGCUGUUAUUUUGAUAUAUUAGGCCUAUAUAUGAUUAUGAGGUUAUAAAACAACAAUUGUAAUAAGUAUUGAGUAAUGACAGUAAUGUAAUCAAGUAAUGCUGAUCUAUAUCUCUUUAUUUUUAUCAAUGACAGUGUAGACCUACAGUUAUUCAAGAAAUUUUAGACAACUAUUUCCGUGGAUGAUGUACUUGGUGUAUAGCUUUAUUUUUCAAUUGAUUAUGUCUGAGAUGAAUGGCACAUUCUUUUCUUUUCUCCAGGUUGUUUUAACUACUACUUAUUCGCAGAGUAAUAGUGUAAGUGUUCAUCAUAAUCAGACAGUUAGUGCUGAAAGCAUGGCCCACUGGAUGCACUGUAAUGGAUGUUACUGUCAACCACAACCUGGUGUUGAUCUGAAAUUUUACUUGACCAACUGUAGUCACCUUUACUGUGAAAAAUGUGUUGCUUCUUGUAAGCUACAAAUUAAUUUAGCUAAGAGUCCCUAACGCCUUGUUGGUUAUUAACUUUUUAAAUAAAUUAUUAAAAGUUAAUGCAUGAUGAUUUACUUAACAUGCAGUUGACAGCUAGAUUUUUUAAGUUACUAUAUAAAAUAAAGUGAACUCUGGUGGUUUCUUAUAACUUAUAAAUUUAUUAGUGGUAUUUAACAUUUUUAAGUUCUUAGUAUGUUUAUUAAAUUUGCAUCAUAUCAUGAAGGAAUUAUGAUUAAUAUAAUAAAGAAAAAAGGCUUUCCUGUACCAAUACAGAUAUUACAAUUAAAAACACUUUAUUUUAGUCUGUUUAUCAAUUGUAAAAUUGAAAAUUAAAAAGAGAAUCUAAAUGAAAAAGACAACUUUGAUUUGCUAUAAUGGCAUAGCCAUGGCAUAUGCUAUAAUGGCAUAGCCAUAUUUAAUUGUUUAAAGCAGCGGUUCUCAACCUGUGGGUCAUGACCCCCUUGUGGGUCGAACGACCCUUUCACAGGAUUCGCCUAAGACCAUCGUAAAACACAUAUAUUCUACAAUUAUAAAGUAGCAAUGAAAAUAAUUUUAUGGGUGGGGUCACCACAACAUGAGGAUCCUUACUAAAGGGUCGCAGCAUUAGGAAGGUUGAGAACCACUGGUUUAAUUAAAGGGUCAUCUUUUUAAAAAAAAUAUUUUAUUAAAAUUUAUACUUAAAAUAAAAUAAUAGAAAAAGGCGUAUUGUUAGCUCUGUUGUCAUUACGGUCAUUAGGCUCCUUAGGCAACAGCCUGACUAUUAUCUUAAUAGAAAGCCUUAGAAGUAAAAUGAUAAUUAUUAAGUGGCUGCCUGAUAAUCUUUUUUUUUUGUAUCAGGUGCUAAAGAGAGAUGCAAAGUUUGCAGAUCCCAAUGUACAACAUUGAUGCUUGGUGGAAAGGUAUCGUAGCAAUAAAGCAAACAGUUUUGAGUGCUACUUUCAUAGUAAUACUAGUUUAAGUAAUAAUUUUUACUUGAUUUAUCCUGUUAUCUUUUGGGGAAAACAGGUUGUAAAUAAAUUAAAUUACUUUUGGUAGAAUUUAGGGAUAAUUUGGAGAGAUAUUACCCUGACGUCAUGUGCAUGUCUUGUCCCUAGUUAGCCUAGUUCUGAUAGGGUCAAAACCCAGGCUAGAGAUAAGUUUAGAGUUCAGGUUAGGUUUAGGAAAUAAAUUCGCGGGUCACCGCAACCAAGAUGGUGGCCGCGGUACUAUCUCUCCAAAUUUACAGAAUUUAGUUAAAUAUUUAUUUCUUGUGGUAUUAAAUUCUCUUUUUUUUAGUUAGGUUGCUAAAUUCGGGACCUAUCAAUUCUAAUAGUAAAAUAAACUGAGUGAAGUCAAUUUUAUGUUCAUGUUGCAGCUUCCCAAAGAAGUAGAAAACUUGUUUUCUGAUCCCAUUGAUAUGCAUCAGAAAUUUAACAAGCAGUUUCAUCAGGUAUAAAUUAAAAUUUUCUUUACUGGAAUUUUAUUGCCAUAAUUUACCUAAUUUAUCUGACACUAAAUCAUAUAUUAUAUUUUAUAUAUAUUAUUUAUAUAUUAUUUUAUUGCUAUUUAAAAUGUGCUACUUUAAUGAAAAGCAUAUCUAUCAGGCUGUACUACAAUGAAUCAAAUAUACAUAUAUUUAUAACGCAGCUCACUACUAUCAGUAGGAUAAUAAUGCACAAACUUUCACCACAAAGUUCUCUCAUCAACGCUCAAUGAAAAUGCAGCUAGGCCAUAGACAGACUAUAGGCACAAUAUCACAAUUUGCUUCCGUCCGACGCCGAACCCCACAUGGCCUGGGAUUAUUCUUCAAGGAUUUUUUCAAGCUGGUUCCCAACAGCAAAUUGCCUCUCUCCACACCGCCUCUCUUAUAACAUUUGCUGGAUAACCCAAGGGAACAUCAUUGGAUGAUACAGCUUGGCACCAGUGACGUCGCAGGAGUUGUCAGAAUGUUUCAUUGUACCAAUGUUAUCCGCCAUUCAGGACUCCAUCUCCGGGUUUGAUUUCAGAGUUUCCUUCUCUUAGAUGGUUACCAUCCAAGGUUAACGAGUCGCACCCGGGGUGCAGGUGAUAUUUUUGCUUGACUGGGCUCUGGCUGGAAUUGAACUCCAUACCACUAACUUGAGAUUUGCUCAGUUUAGACCACUCGGCCACCCAGCACAAUAUCACAAUUACCAUAAAAUUAAAAUACAUCACAAGCCCAAAAUGCGGGAAUAGCAUUCAUUAUUGAAACUACUACACAAGAUUCUCUGCGCACAAUGAAACUAAAUCAUAAUAUUUGGUGCGCUGCAAUUAUUAGUGAUAACCCAUAUUCGACACUGUGUUUUAUAAUAUUUUACAUGCCAUCAAUUACAAAUAACAAUUAAAUAAUGUGUAAACAUUUUAUAUUUGCAAUCGUCAUAAUAUAUAAAAAUAACAUUUGCUGUUUAUCCUGUUUUAAGAAAUAAUUUUUUUUAAAUUUCAUGUUGUUUUUAGACUUUAGAAUUUCAAAAAAGCCACCAAAGAAGACUUGUGAGACAACUGAAGGAAAAAGUAAGCAUCAUUUAUAAUAAUAAUUAUCACCAACUUUAUUAUCAUAACACUUUCUUUGUGUACACCAGGGGUCCGUGUCACAAAUGACUGGGGCGGGGUACAGGACAGAGCUCCAUUGUUGAGGUAACGUAUAGGAUGGAUGGGAACUGCUGUUAUUUUAAGGAAGGCAUUGUUAGAGUAGGGGGUAAAGUUAAGGUUAAUAGACUCUCACGUCUUGAGAUAGAGGGGAUUGUUUCUUUCGAUAAUAUUGUUUUCGGGCCUUCCUGACUUCGCAUGAUAAUUUUUGGGUUAACGACGGGAAAUUCCUGGGCCACCUAUGGAGUUAGAGAGUCGCAUAUAAGACAGAACUUUUCAAGAUAGGGGGUGAGUUGAGGAAGAUAGAGAAGAGUUACGACGUUAGUUGAGGAAGAGGGAACAGAGUUACGAUGUAGUUGAGGACGAGAGAGAAAAGAGCUACGAUAACAUUGAGCAGUUGUUAGGGAAUAGUUGCUAGAGAUCAGGAGACAACAGAUGACUAGAAGAACUUAUAUCUUAGAAAUAAACACACUUUCAUUAUCGUUGGACACCUGGAGUUUGAGUUGUUGGAUUUCGUUCAAGUCUACGUUGUGCUUUUGUCUGUCCCAACGCCUAGAUACCCACCAUAUAAAUCAUAGAGAGGAGCGGUCCUUUACUGACCACUGCUAAGUCAAUACAGUUUGUGAUAAGACAGGACCGAAGCCCUCCCCCGUGUUGGCUGUUCAAAGCCUAUGGUUCUUCAUUGCAUUAUUCAUCAACAUGCAUUGUGGGGGGGAUAAUAAUUACUAACAUCUGUUUUUCUCUUGUGUCCAUGAACCUAUGUGUUUUCAAUGGAUCUAUGUGUUUUAACAGUGAACUUCAUUUUGCUCCCAUCACUUCAAUCAUAGCUGAUUCCGCAAAUUUUUUACAGAAACUAAAGCAGAUUAUAAUGAGUUACUUUACCAAACUUAUGUCAGACAUCUCAAUUGUGUGAAGAUUUUGUUAGAAAUUGUUCAGAUGAGAGCUGAGAUUGAGAUUUUCUUAGUUGAAAUGCACUUCCCUCAAUUGUCACUUACAAAUAGUAGGAGAGUCUGGGAGCUAAUGGUGUUUUAAUAUUAUCACCAAGCUAAAUGUAUCUGAAAAACUCUCCUAUAUGCCAGUGAGACAUGUGCUUAUACAGCAGACAUGCUAAAAAACUAAACCAUCUCCACCAACGCUGUUUACUCAAGCUUCUUGGCAUACGGUAGCAGGUCAAAGGCCAUGCUGCAGAGUCCUACAACAAGCCAGCCUUAUCAACAUCCACACUUCCUCACAAAAAGGACAAGCCAGAUGGCAAGGUCAUGGUGCAAGAAUGCCACAUAGCAGACUGCCUAAAGAACUAAUGUACCAGUAUACUGAACUUUUCAGGUGGAAACCUUCAGCUCAUUCGCUGGAAAAUGUUUCUAAGAUUGUCUAAAAGUAAAUUAGUGAACAUUGACCUGAACUCAUGGGAAACAUUUGCUUUGGAUCACACAAACAAGCGAGACUGACUCACUGUUGGAGUACACUCUUCAGAGAGUAAACUUAAGCCUAAAGAAAGUGCACAGUAAUGUAGUGUAAAAUUGCCUCCAAUCCCACUACGAUAUCAAAAAACAUGUGCCGUAUAUGUGAACAAACUUUCCAGGCACAAAUCAAGUCCACCAAGCCAUCUGCAUACUCACCAUUGAAUAUAAGUUUGGUCAUCUUCUCAUGCCAACGACCAAGCCAUCUGCAUACUCACCAUUGAAUAUAAGUUUGGUCAUCUUCUCAUGCCAACGACCAAGCCAUCUGCAUACUCACCAUUGAAUAUAAGUUUGGUCAUCUUCUCAUGCCAACGACCAAGCCAUCUGCAUACUCACCAUUGAAUAUAAGUUUGGUCAUCUUCUCAUGCCAACGACCAAGCCAUCUGCAUACUCACCAUUGAAUAUAAGUUUGGUCAUCUUCUCAUGCCAACGACCAAGCCAUCUGCAUACUCACCAUUGAAUAUAAGUUUGGUCAUCUUCUCAUGCCAACGACCAAGCCAUCUGCAUACUCACCAUUGAAUAUAAGUUUGGUCAUCUUCUCAUGCCAACGACCAAGCCAUCUGCAUACUCACCAUUGAAUAUAAGUUUGGUCAUCUUCUCAUGCCAACGACCAAGCCAUCUGCAUACUCACCAUUGAAUAUAAGUUUGGUCAUCUUCUCAUGCCAACGACCAAGCCAUCUGCAUACUCACCAUUGAAUAUAAGUUUGGUCAUCUUCUCAUGCCAACGACCAAGCCAUCUGCAUACUCACCAUUGAAUAUAAGUUUGGUCAUCUUCUCAUGCCAACGACCAAGCCAUCUGCAUACUCACCAUUGAAUAUAAGUUUGGUCAUCUUCUCAUGCCAACGACCAAGCCAUCUGCAUACUCACCAUUGAAUAUAAGUUUGGUCAUCUUCUCAUGCCAACGACCAAGCCAUCUGCAUACUCACCAUUGAAUAUAAGUUUGGUCAUCUUCUCAUGCCAACGACCAAGCCAUCUGCAUACUCACCAUUGAAUAUAAGUUUGGUCAUCUUCUCAUGCCAACGACCAAGCCAUCUGCAUACUCACCAUUGAAUAUAAGUUUGGUCAUCUUCUCAUGCCAACGACCAAGCCAUCUGCAUACUGACCAUUGAAUAUAAGUUUGGUCAUCUUCUCAUGCCAACGACCAAGCCAUCUGCAUACUGACCAUUGAAUAUAAGUUUGGUCAUCUUCUCAUGCCAACGACCAAGCCAUCUGCAUACUCAUCAUUGAAUAUAAGUUUGGUCAUCUUCUCAUGCCAACGACCAAGCCAUCUGCAUACUGACCAUUGAAUAUAAGUUUGGUCAUCUUCUCAUGCCAACGACCAAGAACAACAUAAAAACAAAGCUAGUGGUUUUAGAAAUUAUCACUUUCUACAGAUUCAACAGAUCUCUUCACCUUAUUGAAUCUCAGAUUCAACAGAUCUCUUCACCUUAUUGAAUCUCAGAUUCAACAGAUCUCUUCACCUUAUUGAAUCUCAGAUUCAACAGAUCUCUUCACCUUAUUGAAUCUCAGAUUCAACAGAUCUCUUCACCUUAUUGAAUCUCAGAUUCAACAGAUCUCUUCACCUUAUUGAAUCUCAGAUUCAACAGAUCUCUUCACCUUAUUGAAUCUCAGAUUCAACAGAUCUCUUCACCUUAUUGAAUCUCAGAUUCAACAGAUCUCUUCACCUUAUUGAAUCUCAGAUUCAACAGAUCUCUUCACCUUAUUGAAUCUCAGAUUCAAAGGAAAAUCCUUGCCUUUUGUCCAAUAUAAAGGCAUUUCAAAGAACACAUUUUUAUGAAUUGCUGCUGAUGGAAUUGCUCCACUCCAUUUCCAUGCUGUGAAAAAGAAACAGACCAAAUCCCAAGCAAUUUUGUACAAGUUCUCGUUGACUUGAGACGGUCUUUCCAGCACUGUUUUCCUAACAUGUAUGCCAUUGUCAGUGCAGCAAUAUAAAAUGAUCUUCCAAAACCCAAAUGGAAGCAAUUGAUCUGCAUUUCAAUGAUUUUUUUAUGUUCAGAAUCAAAAAAGGGAAGCAGAUAGUCCCUUUUUUUAAGUGGCUUUCAUGUGAUCAAGCUUUUGCUCGUUCAAAAAAGAUUUGUGAUCCCUGGUCUACACUUUUUUUGCACUUCUUCAUAUUCUUUGGAGGCAGAGCUAAUCGCUCUUUAUAGUAUAGCCCCUGUCAAUACAUCAGCAGCUUGUCUCGUCUGCAGCUUGUUUCAUCAGCAGCUUGUCUCAUCAGCAGCUUGUCUCAUAAGCUGGGAAGUGUUGUAAAUCAGUGAUUCCCAAACUUUUAAGUUUGGCAGACUGGUGGGCAAGUUUACCACCUCACCUUAGUUAUGUAAUCAAUUUGAUAGGACUCUAUUAAAUAUUACCAUAAAAUGCUAGCAGUUAUUCAUUUUUUUGUUAUUGCUUUUUAAAUAUAAAAACAAAUUCAAUAACAGUUGUUAUUGUUUUUUAAAUAUUUUUUAAAAAUUUGAUUGAGUGUUGCCUGCCAGGUGUAGGUGUUUUGCGCGUAGAUAUAAAAAUUUGCAAAUAUUUAUAGUCAUCAAACAUAAUUAAGGAGCCCAAAAGUAUGGUGCACUAGCAAAUUCCCAUAUACCAUAUUUAUGGUUUCAGUCAACUGGUCAAACUGUUGUGAGUUUUCUGGUAUACCCAAUUUUUUCAGUUGAAACACUAUGUCAGGAGGUGGGUAAUUUUCUCGAGUGCUUGGAAUUGGAAUCAGUGGCAGCAGGUUGAGUCUGCAUGUUGAUAUAAGCCAUGGCAGUAACUAGUCUGAAAUCAGUGGCAGCAGGUUGAGUCUGCAUGUUGAUAUAAGCCAUGGCAGUAACUAGUCUGGAAUCAAUGGCAGCAGGUUGAGUCUGCAUGUUGAUAUAAGCCAUGGCAGUAACUAGUCUGGAAUCAAUGGCAGCAGGUUGAGUCUGCAUGUUGAUAUAAGCCAUGGCAGUAACUGGCUGGAAAAUAUUCAGUUUACAUCAGUAUUACCAGACACUACGCUGUUGCCAGUAACUGAGUUUUUAUCAAUUCUUGCUUCAGCUUUAUCAUGACAUUUUUUUUUAAAGCUUUCUAGCGGCCAUGCUGUAGGCCCACUCACCCAAUCAUAUUUUUUAAAAAUUGCUUUUAAUCUUUGCCUUGGCAACCUUGGCAAUUCUUUACAUGUCAGGAGUAUCUGGGUGAUCCCGUUUAUUUCCCAAGCAUCUGCAUGCUCAUUUUGAGGUAAGCCUGUACAGACAGAGAAUUUGAUGUCUACCACAUUCAAAAUAGCACUUACUAUUGCUUUCUGGUUUAAUGCUUUCCCCGUGUUUUCAGAGCAUAUCACAGCACAUUGGCUGCAGAACCCUGUACUGUAAAUUGCUUUGAGCUCCCUAAACUCAUUCCAUUGACCCCAUUAGCCAUUUACUUGACCCCAUUAGCCAUUUCCUUGGAUGGGUGACCCUUAGAUGAGGUACAGGAUUAGUUUCUUCAUAACCUGUCUACAUAAUUAUUUUUUUUUCUUUACAUUAAUUUUUUAUUCUCUGCAGAUGAAACUUUUUGGACAGCAAUUUAGCCAAUUUAUCGAGCAAGCCAAUGCAAUGAAAGGGUGAUGAAAUAAUUAUAAAUUAGAUAUGUUUUUAAAGAAUAGAAUUUUAAAAAUUAUGCACGCUAAAAAAUAAUUCAAUACUUAAUUAAAAUAUUUUUUGUUGUUGAAAAGAAUACUUUGUUUUCAUGUGCAUCUCAACUUGUCAAAUAAAUGGGGUUUGUUAAUUUUUUAAAUAUGCAUUUCAGUUAUUGUUUUCAUGCUUUGUUUUUUUGUUUUUUUUGUAAUUUAAAUUAACAGCUCAGCCUAAGAACAUGUCCAGUUCAGCUUGGCUGUGCACCCUAGGUAUUCUGAUUGAUUACACUUCCAGCUCUAUUUACAAAAUAAAAUUAUAGCAAAAGGGAAUGGUUCUGUGAAAGGAAGUCGGUUAUGUGUUUUAUACCUUUUUAAAACUUUAUUUCCCUCUAUUUUGUUGUUAAUCAGAGAGUUAAAGACAACAAAAGCAGAAAAUGAAUAUUUGAGAAUGAUGCUGAAAAAAAAGGUAAGAAUUUUUUUUAAAUGUUAUUUUUGUCCCCUUGUUACGUGCUGCUAUGUGGGUUUGAAAAUUUUUAAAGAUUUGGCUUGAAUCAUGAACGGCAUAAAAAUCAGUAUACAAAGAAAAGGGUACCAAAGCUAGUUAUACUAACAAUAUUAAAUUUAAUUGUUCUGACACUCCUAAUUUUCUAAAAAAAUACAAAUUCAAAUAUAUAGAAACAAAAUUACUUUAUCAACUCACAGCUCUGCAAUUCAAAAGGUGCAAUCCUCGAAAAAUAUAAAUAUUAAUUUACAUACACACAUAAAGUGUACAAAAUUGCAGUUAUAUAAAAUCUCGUAUAUGUCUAGGAAUAGGUUUUUCCUUUUUUGAGGACUUCUGCUGGAAUGCCGUCAAUCACUCGCUGGAGGCAAGGAAAUAAAGCAAAAAUAGCUCCUGCUGGCGUAAAAAUAUAAGGAGUUAAUCAGAAACAUCUAGAAAUAAAAUUCUAGGAAAUCCGUCACCUAAUAACAUUCUUUAGAACAAAUAGAACACUUUCGACCAUAAACAACCUUUUCCUUAUCAAGGGAGUCAUGGGUAAAAGGAGUGGCACAGCAUAUUUAAUCGGUGAUGUCAAUGACAUAACAAAGGGAAGACAAGAGGUGUUGGCCACUAUGUUAAAUUUAGGCCAACACACAUGCCAUAACAAUCCUGCAUACAGUUUUUUUAUAAUAACAAAACAGGUCUUUUUGGGAAUAUUAUAGAUCAAAUAAAUAUGAAGAAAAAAUUGUACUUUCACUCUAAGGAAUUCAGCAGUCAAUUUAAUUUUUUUAAAUAAAAGAAGUGAUCAUAUAAUUAAAUAUUACAUAUUCUUCUUAGUAUGCAGUGUCCUUUCAUCAGCUGCCUCUUACAGUCCUAGUAAAAAUAUUUUUACAACAAUAUGUGUUAUGGUAUUUGUUUUGCUUUACUAUAAAAUAAUACUACAUUGGCAGCACCCUCCUAUUAUUAUAUGUCUAUCUCUUGCAGGAUUCUCAUAUAAGGUUAAGUACUCAUGGCUGAAAUUGAAACUGAUUACAGUUUGUUUUCUUCUUUAUCAUUGAUUACUUUUUUUCUAUUUGCCAUUUCCAAACUGGAUCUUAAAGAAUUUUUAAAAAUGUUUGUGAUUCUUUAUGGUUAUUUAUUUAACAAAUAUCAUAUUUUUAAAUACAUCUGGCUAAAAAGAUGUGUUUUUAUCAAUCUGAUUAAUCUCAAGCAGAACACUAAAAAGCCCGACUGCAUGAGGCAUUGCUGUAUUUAAAAUAAAAGUAUUGUUUUUGCAAAUCAUAUGCAAAAUACUAUCGCAAAUAAAUUUUUUUGAAUCUUCUUUUAACAUUCCAUAACAUCAAUAUCCCUUAAUAUUUUACUGCAAUGAUUUCUUCAAUAUAAAAUAGACAAUGUUGUCUUAAUUAAAUGGUUCAGUAAAUAUAGUACAUACUUUAUAUCAAUUGAAGUCAGUUCUUAUUGCCUGGUAGUCCUAUAGGUUAUUUUCAUAUUUUUUCUUCAGAAAUGGAACAUCUCCUGCCCAAUUCUCUGGUAA